Messenger RNA from Zasmidium cellare ATCC 36951, 1452 nucleotides. RefSeq lists its product as uncharacterized. Gene Ontology annotation, molecular function: dihydrolipoyllysine-residue acetyltransferase activity. NCBI's taxonomy places the organism in Eukaryota, Fungi, Ascomycota, Dothideomycetes, Mycosphaerellales, Mycosphaerellaceae. Gene Ontology annotation, cellular component: pyruvate dehydrogenase complex. Bases 1 to 1452 code for a protein of 483 amino acids. The transcript is spliced from 2 exons. The record is from RefSeq and is a predicted model, not a curated record. Gene Ontology annotation, biological process: pyruvate decarboxylation to acetyl-CoA.
AUGUCAGCUAUGUUGGUGAGAGCCUCGAGGGGCGCAUGGGGAAUUCGGGCACACGCAAGAAUACCUGCCCUCUCAUCGCUGGCCCGAUACUAUGCCUCCAAAUCUUUCCCUUCGCACACCAUCAUCCAGAUGCCCGCCCUUUCCCCGACGAUGCAGGCCGGAAACAUUGGCGCAUGGCAGAAGAAGCCCGGAGACACUCUUGCGCCUGGUGACGUACUGGUAGAGAUCGAGACGGACAAAGCACAGAUGGACUUUGAGUUCCAGGAUGAGGGUGUGUUGGCAAAGAUUCUGAAGGACUCGGGAGAGAAGGAUAUCGCCGUUGGCAACCCAAUCGCUGUCAUGGUCGAGGAUGCCGGUGAUGUCGAAGCAUUCAACGACUUCACCAUCGAGGAUGCUGGCGGUGAGAAGUCUUCUGGUGCUGAGAAGAAGGAGGGUGGUCAAGAGGCCGCUGAAGCUUCAGAGGCACCCAAAUCUGGCUCCGGCACCGCACCUCCAGCGCCAAAGGAGGAGGCACUAAAGGCACAAGAGUCAGAGUCAAGCGGCGAGAGAUUACAACCCGCGAUCGAGCGCGAAGCCCUCGUUGCUCCUGCGAUCAAGAAGCUUGCUCUCGAGAAGGGCGUUGCUCUCUCCUCGAUCAAGGGCUCUGGUCCAGGUGGCCGGAUAACCAAGCAGGACGUCGAAAAGGCUAAGCCAGCCGGUGGUGCUGCUCCAGCAGUCGCAGGUGCCGGUGCUGCCGCCGCGUACGAGGACAUCGAAGCCACGAGCAUGCGCAAGACCAUCGCCUCCCGCCUCACUCAAUCGUUCCAACAGAACCCCCACUACUUCGUCGCCUCCAGCAUCUCCGUCACCAAGCUCCUGAAGCUCCGUGCGGCCCUCAACGCCUCCGCCGAUGGCAAGUACAAGCUCUCGGUCAACGACUUCCUCAUCAAGGCCCUUGCUCUCGCAGCCCGCAAGGUUCCAGCAGCCAACAGCUCGUGGCGUGAGGAGAGCGGCAAGGUCAUCAUCAGACAAAACAACGUUGUUGAUGUCUCCGUCGCCGUCGCUACCCCCGUUGGUCUCAUGACCCCGAUUGUCAAGAAUGUCACCGGUACCGGCCUCGAAGCUAUCUCGUCUCAGAUCAAGGAUCUUGGCAAGCGGGCAAGAGAUGGAAAGCUCAAGCCAGAGGAAUACCAGGGUGGAACCAUCACCAUCUCGAACAUGGGCAUGAACGACGCGAUUGACCGAUUCACCGCUGUUAUCAACCCACCACAAGCGACUAUCCUUGCAGUUGGCGCCGUCAAGAAGGUUGCAGUGCCAAAAGAGACGGAAGAUGGCUCUGAGGGUGUUGAAUGGGACGAGCAGAUCGUGAUGACUGGCUCUUUCGACCACAAGGUCGUGGAUGGCGCAGUUGGUGGUGAGUUCAUGCGGGAACUCAAGAAGGUCAUUGAGAACCCAUUGGAGAUGCUGCUUUAA